AUGGCGCCCCGGCCGGCUCCCAGCGCCCCGGUGGCCUUGGAGGCCGGCGAUAACGCGGGCCUCCUGGCCGCCGUCCUCAUGGCCCCUGCCAUCGGCAGCGCCGACAUGGACAGAAGCUGGCUGCUGCUGCUGUUCCUUGUACUGCAGCCACCAUGGUGUCUCGGUGCCAUCCUACCUGAGAAGCAGGCCCAAGACCUCGUUCCGGCUCCCCACGAGAAGCCUGGCCUCCCCCAGUCUCUGCCGACCCCUUGGCCAGUGGAAGAGGAGAACCCCGCCUUCUGGAACCAAAAGGCCGCCGAGGCCCUGCUGGCCGCCAGAAGCCGGCAGCCCCUUCAGACCUCAGCCCACAACCUCAUCCUCUUCUUGGGAGACGGCAUGGGGGUGUCCACAGUGACGGCCACCCGCAUCCUCAAGGGGCAGAUGGAGGGCCAUCCUGGACCUGAGACGCCCCUGGCCAUGGACCGCUUCCCUUAUGUGGCUCUGUCCAAGACCUACAACGUGGACAGACAGGUCCCAGACAGCGCGGGCACAGCCACGGCCUUCCUGUGCGGGGUCAAGGCCCACUUCAAGACCAUCGGGCUGAGCGCGGCCGCGCGCUUCAACCAGUGCAACACCACCUUCGGCAACGAGGUCUCGUCUGUGAUGCACCGCGCCAAGCGAGCAGGGAAGUCGGUGGGCGUGGUGACCACCACCCGCGUGCAGCACGCGUCCCCCGCGGGCACCUACGCGCACACGGUGAACCGCAACUGGUACUCAGACGCCGACAUGCCGGCCUCGGCGCUGCAGGAGGGCUGCCGGGACAUCGCCGCCCAGCUCGUCUCCAACAUGGACAUCGACGUGAUCCUGGGCGGGGGCCGCAAGUUCAUGUUCCCCAAGGGGACCCCGGACCCCGAAUACCCGGCGGACGCCACGCGGGCAGGAAGCAGGCUGGACGGACGCGACCUGGUGCAGGAGUGGCUGGGGCAGCACCAGGGGGCGCAGUACGUGUGGAACCGCACAGGCCUCCUGCAGGCGGCCCAGGACCCCGCGGCCACUCACCUCCUGGGCCUGUUCGAGCCCACCGAGAUGAAGUACGAGAUGACCCGAGACCCCGCGCUGGACCCGUCCCUGGAGGAGAUGACGGAGGCGGCGCUGCGGGUGCUGAGCAGGAACCCGCGGGGCUUCUACCUCUUCGUGGAGGGCGGCCGCAUCGACCACGGCCACCACGAGGGCAUCGCACACAAGGCGCUGACCGAGGCCGUCAUGUUUGACGCCGCCAUCGAGAAGGCCGCGCUGCUCACCGACGAGCGGGACACGCUGACCCUCGUCACCGCCGACCACUCCCACGUCUUCUCCUUCGGGGGCUACACACGGCGGGGCACCUCCAUCUUCGGCCUGUCCCCCGAUAAGGCCCUGGACGGCAAGUCCUACACGUCCAUCCUCUACGCCAACGGCCCCGGCUACGCGCUGGGCCAGGGCGCGCGGCCAGACACCCGGGAAAGCGAGAGCGGCGCGCCCACCUACCGGCAGCAGGCGGCUGUGCCCUUGGCCUCGGAGACGCACAGCGGGGAGGACGUGGCGGUGUUUGCGCGCGGCCCGCAGGCGCACCUGCUGCAUGGCGUCCAAGAGCAGAACUACAUCGCGCACGUCAUGGCCUUCGCCGCCUGCCUGGAGCCCUACACCGACUGCGGCCUGCCGCCCCCCGCCGGGCACGGACAAAGCGCGGGGUCCGGCCAGGCCGCCUCGGCGGGGUCCGGCCUGAACGCCACUGAGACUCGCGUGCCCGUGCUGCUGUGGGCGCUGCCCGUGCUGCUGCUGCUGCCGCUGCUGCCGCUGCCGGCGCUGCUGCCUGUGGCAGCCAUGGCGCCUGAUGAAUCCUGAAUCCCAGAUGCUGCGGCUCCCACUCCACCUUAGGCUGGCUUCGCUCCACACCGGUUGUUCGGGGAGCUGUUCUCUCUACCUCUGCCGGAGCCUCACACAGCUUCCUGUUCUGGGGCCUCCUCCAGAGCCCCGACCAGCGGAGCUCAGAAGUAACCAGCGGGCCUGGGUGGCGCAGUCAGCCCCGCUGUCCCCGUGGGCCAGGACUGGAUGGGACCUGUGCUGCCUCUCUUGGUUUGGGCUCCUCAGCAGCUCAGCCCACAAGCUGGGUGGGCUGGGGGCCUGAGUCCGCCAGGAC
Dipodomys spectabilis (banner-tailed kangaroo rat) is the source of this 2155-nucleotide messenger RNA. RefSeq names its product intestinal-type alkaline phosphatase-like. Gene Ontology annotation, cellular component: plasma membrane. NCBI's taxonomy places the organism in Eukaryota, Metazoa, Chordata, Mammalia, Rodentia, Heteromyidae. Bases 1 to 1860 code for a protein of 619 amino acids. The transcript is spliced from 11 exons. The record is from RefSeq and is a predicted model, not a curated record. Gene Ontology annotation, molecular function: alkaline phosphatase activity. Gene Ontology annotation, biological process: dephosphorylation.